CAGCAUGAUUUAAUUUCGGUUCAUCUCAGGGGUAACUGUGGUUUCGUUCGGACGUAUCUCAAAUAGUAUUAUUUAAUACUACUAAUGCUGGUAUCUGAGAUGUCUUUAAAUGUAGAAACAGUGGCGGCAGAGCUCGAGCUGGCCGAGCUGCUCUCACUUUCACUUCCUCCGCUGGUACUUUGACAGGCACACUUCCUCGUUAGUUUUCCGGAGGUUAGCCGUGUGUUGGCCGCUGUGACAGUCAUGAAGGACGGCGUCAGAGCAGAGGAGCGGGUGGACGUUUCCCGCCAGGACGUCUAUGAGGAUUACGUGAAGUACCUGCAGCGGUGUACCGACGUCCGGCCAUGUCGCGAGGACGGACUGCUGGAGAAGGCGGCUCGGUAUCUGCAGAGGGAACCGGAGCCCGGAGCGACGUUCACGGUCUUCCCCUUCUACCGGGCUCUGUGUGAGGGCUGUGAAGCCCUGAACGCGGACUGCAGGAAACUUGUGUCUGCUUUAGAGAAAGCUGCCGAGCUGCUGGAAACCCUCUGCGUCAGUCUGUACCUCCAACCAUGGAAGAAGGAAAUCAAGACUAUCAAGACGUUCACAGGUCCAUUUGUUUACUGUCUCCUGCCGGUUUUCAGCAGUUCUACUAUUCAGUCAGUGCUGGGCUCUAUUGGCUACCUGCUCCAUACUGACAGUGAGUACAGACUCAGUGAGGAUGCUAACCCAGACAGAGCCAUGCUGGUGGGCUUCGAGCUGCUGCUGGCCACAGUGCAGUGUCGCCACUUCCUGGAGCUCCUCGACAAGGAUCAGCUGGGACCACAGGAGUGGCUUGAGGUUCUCCAGAGGAGAAUGGAGCCAUCAAAACAGGAGGAGCCCACAGAGAAGAAGAUGACUGUAGUCCAAAAGGAAGAAGAGAAGAAAAAGGGAAAGGCAGAUGGAACAGAGGUGGCUCCAUAUUUGGACACCAGGCUUCCGGUGAAACCCCAGGCCAAGCCUAGACGCUGCCACCUCAUCAGCGUGGACCAUUCCAUCAUGGAGAUGCAGAUGAACUACCCUGACCUGGCCUUCAGAGGUCGCCCCCUGCUGUCGGACAAAGCUCACAGAGCAAACACCAGGAGUGGCAGUAAAUCUGUUCACACUGCAGGCACUAAUAGUUACAGUGAUGACAGUAAAGCUGCCGACCCCCCAAGAAGAGGCUCUGUUAAACACACUAAAGUUGCUGCUUUGGCCGGCAGUAGGAGUGACAGCAGCAGAGCUGCUGAAGUGUUUGGUGAUGACGGUAGAAGCAGUGGUUGUAAUGACAGAAACGGUGGUCGGAGCACCGCCCCAGCUGAUGCCAUGAGCAGCAGCUGCAGUAACACUGAGGGAGUCGACGAUGAGCUCACUCCACCUCAGGCCGUUUCACUGCACCUCACACUGAGAGCUGGAGCCACAGCAGAGCAGAGGCCUCAGCCCACAGUGGAGCCUCCUGCCUGGACACAACAGCAGACUGCAGCAGAGCUACAAACAAAGAAACCGACCAGCCCGGGGCCUCCCUCACUGAGCUCCACGGACGAGGAGCAGGAGCUCAGAGAGCUGGCAGAGCGAAUGGGCCAGCUCCAUGUGCAGGAGACCAAAGCAGAAAACAAGAGAGGAGAGGAGAGCACGAUUAAAGAGAGGAGGAAGAAAGAGAGAAAGGUGAGCACGCAGGGAGAGGCGGAGGAGCAGAACCUUAGGAGACCAGUGAUGGAGACGGGUCCAGCACUGAGCUGUGCUGCCAGCAGAUGCACCAGAUCCUCUCAGUGUGAUCCCACAGUGAUGAAAGAGCCAAAGCCUGUGUGUCACCCUCCACCGCAGACUGAAGGUGGAGGCGCUGUGCAGCAGGAAGGAGAAAGAGCUGAAAAAGGCAGAGCAGAGGAGGAACAGCUGGCACAAAGUUUUGUUAUAGUUGAGUGUCACAAGAAGUAAUGUUCUCUCACAGCUCAUUCAUGUGUGAUCAGUUUAAAUCAAGGGUUUUUAAGGUCUGACACUGUGGGCCUUUGUUCAGUCUGGAAAGGUUUACCAGCUUAGUUUCUCUCAGUUACAGUUCAUAGUUUUCUAUGGGACCAUGAUUGUUACUUGAUCCCACAGACACUUAGCCAAGAUAGCCUAAUAUUGCUUUUUUUUUUUUAACACAGACUUCAAUAAAUACAUAAACUCUCUGACUCUCCGACUGGAUCUUCAACCAAAUCACACAUAUUCAGGCUAUUAUUGUUUGGAGUCCGGCUCCCACAUUGAAAAAAAUGGUUUAAAUUGAGAUUUAAAGGCCCAGUGUGUAAGAUUUGAGGCUUCUAUUUUCAGAAUAAGGCUGUCAUGGAACAUAAUAUUUAUUCAUUCACUAUGUUCUCAUGCAUAUAAAACCACCAGAAAAUAAGAUUCUUUUUUGUUGUUACUUAAAUCAGAAUCCGAAGUGAUCCUAAAAAUGAUAUAUAUAUUUACAGUGGGAGCUGGUCCUCUUUCAUUGAGGCCACCAUGUUGAAACACUGUUCUACAGUAGCCCAGAACAGACAAACUAAAUACUGACUGCAGACAGGACAAGUGUUGUUUCUCCGUUACACUAGGAGGGUGAGGAUGAUGUGGGGAGAUUGCAAUGCAGCAAUUACACCACUAGAUGCAACUUUAACAAGAUACAAGUGGAGAAUUAAAGGUCCAGUGGGUCAGAUUUACAGAAUAUAAUAUCUAAACACCAUUGUUUUGUUUUUUGUUUUUUGACAUUAGAAUGAGUCUUUUGUAUCUACAGAUUUCCACCAUGUUGAACCACCAUGUUUCUAUCAUAGCACAAAACAGACAAACCAUACACCGGCUCUAGCUGGGGACUUUUGGAGGAUGGGGGUGUUUUCCGCUGUUUCACAGCCACCAUAGUUUCUCCUUCAUGAUAGGAAGGAGAGGUGAAGGGUUUCAGUUAAAACCACACUGCUAGAUGUGACUAAUUCUUACACACUGGACCUUUUUAAAAAAAUAUAUUUUGUGCACUCUGUUUGAAAUCUUCUCUGCCUGCUCUCUGCUAUUUCAAUAAGGCUGUAGGCCUGUAGGUAAUGUAGGCCUGUUUACUUCAGGACACGUUGAGUGUUGUCUGUUUUAUUAAAACCCAAGUCAGUUAAUGUGCGUGUCAAAGCAGGUUCCAGCUGUGAUAUAAUUCACCCUUUGUUCAUAUUUGAAUCUGACUUUUAAAUUCUUUGAAAUGAUAAAUGAAGGUGAACAGAUCAGAUUUCUGCUUCCUCUAAAACCUUCUUGUGCUGUUUGAAUUUGUAUGAAGGGAUAAACAUACUACUCUAACUCAGAGCCAGAGCUCUGAAAGUAGCACACUUCCUCAAAUUCAGUGAAGAUUUCUCUCAUCCUUGACACACUGACCUUUCACGUCCCUCACAUGCUCUUAUUUGUUCAGCUUCCUGGAGUAUGUUCCACCCAGAGUCUGUUUGUGGAGUGUCAAACUCUCUUCCCCCCUCACCAGCUGCUGUAAGCCUACAGGAACUCUUUGUAGACUGUGAAAAUAUUGUACUUCUGUCCUUCCAUGAAAAACAGCAGCUCUGGCUGGUUAUAGAGGAGAACGUACAGAGCUGGAUAAACGGCAGAGAGGUGGAUUAUUACCUCUGGAGUAAUUCAGAUCAUUCCUGUUUUUUAUGUAGGACACACUCCACAGCGACAGGUUGAGCCUAAAUGGAGUAGACUCUGGGUAGAGUUCUCCAUACAACACUUUCAGCAGCAGUGUUUCUAUUAUAUACUGUUCAAACAAACAAAUGUUCUUUAUUUAGAUACAUUUGUAGUUUGGAGUCAGUGUGUAUACCUUCUUCUCUCUAUUGAUGCUGAUGCUCAUGGCCCAAAGCACCAGAGCUCUCAUCAGAGAUCAUCACCACAGGUGUUUUAGGUUUGAGCGGUUUGUUCGUGGUCUUUGGGAACAAUAUAUGUGACCAGAUAAUCGAAGCUCAAUGGACCAUUUAUCAUCUUAGGGCUAAAUCUCACAGGGACUGUACAUCACGAGACUCAACGUAUCAGCACAUACCACAACAAUUGUUAUUAUUCAGUUUGCCACUCCUGGUGACUGAACAUGAAAAUAUGCUAAAACUCCACACCUUCAUUCCAUUACUGUCUUUUAAGAACUCAUUACAGCUGAAAGUUUCUGAACAUGCACCUGCCUCUCACAGUACACACCUGUCUGUUCUUGUAUUAACUGUAUAUACUGUGAUGUUUUCAUAUUGUCUAAUACUGUUUUUUUGCAUUUGCUGUAUCACCGUCGUUGAAAAAUGAGAAUUGUUUCUGAGCUGACUCAUCUGGUUAAAUAAAGAUACAAUUGAAAGACUAAAAAUAACAUUUGUAAUAAAAAUGUUUAAACCAU
Molecule: messenger RNA, 4336 nt
Organism: Larimichthys crocea (large yellow croaker)
Lineage: Eukaryota; Metazoa; Chordata; Actinopteri; Sciaenidae
Exons: 6
Coding region: 244-1932 (562 amino acids)
Cellular component (GO): cytoplasm
Source: RefSeq, a predicted model, not a curated record